GUUUCUUCCUACUUGCCUGUGGGGAGGGACAUGGUUUUUCUUUCAGAGUUUCUGACAGCGACUUCCAGACUGACAGUUUAACACUUGGAGGUAAGUUAUAUUAAAAGACUGGGAUACAAUAAGUACAGGCAGUUAUUGCUGCCCACUGGACUUUGGUCUCUGCCUCGUCAGUUUCUGGUGAUCUGAUUCCAAGGUUUGUGAAGGAUCAGUGAGAUUUGUGAAGGAUCAGCGAGACGAUCAUCAAUGAAUCUUCCCGAGGGAACCUCAUGGCUCCUGGUUUAAGGUACCAAACGUCUGUAGUGAAUCUGGUGUUGGUCUGCCAAUUAACUGUCGUGGUAUAUGGGUUUCCUCACUGCGCAAUGAAAGCUGAAGAAUCCAUUCAUGUGGGUGAAGAGAAAGUGUUCACUAACAAGGAAGAUGCCAGCCAAUUUAUUGGGCGACGUUUACUCUACAACCAGUUCGAUUUUGAAAUGUUUGUCCCUGGCAAUCUGGAGAGGGAAUGUUACGAGGAAGUCUGCAACUAUGAAGAGGCACGGGAAAUCUUUGAGGAUCCAGAUGCAGUGAUGGCAUUUUGGCAAAAAUACACCAGUAAAGGGACCAUCUCCAAAGAAGUUGUAAAGCUUGAUGUUGUCGGCUUACUCACUGGCAUUAUUUCUGGUGGGACGUUACUGGUAAUACUGGGUCUUCUCGCAUACUAUUGGUAUAUGGUCUACUGUGGUUCACGAAGGCAUCGUACUGUCCAAGAGGGAAGCAUUGAAGGCAGAAACAUAUCAGUCAGCUCCAGGAGCUCAGAGGAACUCCCACUGCAACCUACAGCCCCGUCUCUGCCUCCCCCUCCAUACGAAGAAGUUGUACUGGAUGCAAGAAACGAUGAGCCCCCACCUCCUUACCCUGGGACGCACAAAAAGUCCUUUAAAAAAUCUUUAUCAAUCCCUGCUCAUCAAAAGUAUCAACUAUAGCAGUGCCGUCCAAUCUUACUCCCAGCAGUGGGUUAAUAAUCUGUUAUACCACUUGACAGUGGGUUGGAUUAUAUUACAAUGAUGGUGUCAUACCAAGAAGCUUAUGGAUGCCGCAAGUGGGAUGGGAACACAAAUAAUGCCAUGGUGGGACCAUAUCUGGACCAGUGGGUCUCCAGUUGAACCAUCAUACACUAUAGGAAUACCAUAUCCUGAUUAAGAACAUGUGAAUGGGAUAAGGAGAACUUUAUGUAAUAAUGGAAGUGAACUUUGUGCCCAAGGACCAGGGGUAUGGACUAGUAUCUUACAUAGUAUUAAAAUGGCAUAGUUUUUGGGGUAUCUACUGUGCCACGUGAUCACUGCUUGCACUUAUUUUUGGCCUAACACAUUAAUGUUAUAUGAGUGAAAACCAUACUCCCAUACCUGAUUUGCCUUCUUCCAUACAGUCCUUUGUUGAGGCACUGCUUGUAAUGAAUGGGAAGAGCUGCUGCCAUUCCAGAUCCAGCAGUCGACUGACCUCAGCCUGCCUUUCAGCCUGUAUCAUCCAGAUCCCAUAAUUCCCUGCAAAUGAUGUAAAUGUGGGUUAUUUAGUUCCUGUAUGCUGUCUGUAAUCUGUGGGGAAGUUGUUACAAUUUGUAACAUUAAUGUUUUAGUCCCUCUUCCCCUGCCAGGAUUUCAAAUGAAAGAGAAGAACUGCUUUGCAGCCAGAUUUCAGCAUAUAAAAAUGGUAUUUAUUCAUACUUUUGAAGGAACAAAUUUAGGUUUCUGAAGCCGGAGUUCCCCUAAAAUAUAUAUCAAGAUGGUUGGGGGUAAUCAUUUUUAUUCUAGGAAUCAAGCCAAAAUACACAAAUGUGUUACAAGUAUUUUAAUGUAAAUCGUUUUUUGUUUUGUUAUUUUUGAGCUUGUGGCUCGCUACCACGACACCGAGAUGCAGGAAUCAACUGUAAGUCGUGCACUUGGUAAUAUAAACUAAAUUCAUUUUUACGUCAGCACUUGUGUAAAUAGAAAACAUUUUGGGAAGAAAAUGGGUGGGGGGGGGGAGGUGGAUGGGAUGAAAUGGAAAAGUUUUUUUUUUAAAAAUAUUUACAUAACACUGUUGUUGCCGUAUAUAUAUUUGAUACAUUGCUUUCUACAAAAUAAAGGCAUUUUGCAGUAGC
Xenopus tropicalis (tropical clawed frog) is the source of this 2113-nucleotide messenger RNA. It is a transcript of the gene prrg4, whose product is annotated as proline rich and Gla domain 4. The record is from RefSeq and is a predicted model, not a curated record. Gene Ontology annotation, cellular component: extracellular region. Bases 267 to 959 code for a protein of 230 amino acids. Gene Ontology annotation, molecular function: calcium ion binding. NCBI's taxonomy places the organism in Eukaryota, Metazoa, Chordata, Amphibia, Anura, Pipidae. The transcript has 6 exons.